AUGGCGAAGGAGCGUUCGAAACGGUGCGUGGACCUGGUGACAUUCACGCCGUACAAACCCAGCCGCGUCGACGUCGGGCUGCCGCACCCGGACUGCGUGGUGGAAUCGACCGCGCUGGCGUCGAUCGUGCCGCCGGAUGCUCCGUUUCAGCAUCAGCUGGAGAUUCUGGAGUUUGCGAAGACCGGCAGCAUUUCCCAGUUGCAAUUUGAGGCGGUGGUAUACGCCUUUCAAAGCAACGAACACACCUUCGUGGGUGAUAAAGGGACCCGGCAGCGCUACGCGUUUCUGCUCGCCGACGGGACCGGCGUCGGCAAGGGGCGGACCAUCGCGGCGAUCAUCUGGGAAAACUGGCUGCGUGGCAGGAGGCGCCACGUGUGGCUGUCGGCCAAGAAGGACCUCAAAGCAGACGCGGAGCGCGACUUUCGCGAGAUCGGCGCCACGGAUCUCGCGGACAGGGUCGUCACGCUGCAGGAUGUCGAGCGCAGCGCGCACGCGGGAGCCGACGGCAUCCUUUUCGUUCCGUACACGAUGCUACGCGAGCCGAAGAGGUUCCGUCAGGUCUGCGACUGGUGCGACCACAGCGGACGAGGCGCCUUCUCGGGCAACAUCGUGUUCGACGAAUCCCACAAGGGCAAGAACCUCCAGCCCGCCGGACACGCCGAGCCGACGGCAACGGCAGUGGCGAUGGAAAACCUGCAGGACGCAUUCCCCGACGCUCGGGUCGUCUACUCAAGCGCAACCGGAGCCUCGGAGCCCAGGAACAUGGCCUACAUGGGUAGGCUCAACCUCUGGGGCCCACAUUCUCAAAUGGAUCUGGAGGACUUUCCGGCGUUUUCCGCCCUCUUUCCAACCAAGGAUCGCAACCUGGGCAGUGCUGAGCUGCUCAGCACGAGCUUGAAGGCGACGGGUCGGCUGGUGUGUCGGACGCUCUCGUUCGAGGGCGCCGACUUCUACCAGCAUCGCAUCGAGGCUGCGGGCGACUUCCGCGUUAUGUAUGACUGCAGCACUCAACUGUGGCGGGCGCUUCACGGCGUCGUUCUCAGCCAGUACGCCGACGUGUGCUUCCGCCUGAGCGGAGCCAGCUCGGGGGGAAAGAAAACGGAGAAAGCGCAGUUCAAGGGGCGGAUCACUAUGGACUACUACGGCACGCAGCAGAAGUUCUUCAAGAGCCUCUGCUACGCGAGCAAGCUCGAGAAGGCUGCCGAGCUGGUGCAGGCCGCUCGAGACGCAGACAUGUGUCCUGUGGUCGGGUUGUUCGAGACUGGUGAGGCCGCAAUCACGCAGCUGAACAACAGCGUCACCAGAGACAUCCCAUCCAUGGCCCGCCACGAGCUGACCUCGUACAUCGCGCGUCUGAUCACCCAGCUUGAGACGUACGUGGAGUGCCAUCGUCAUCGCUGUCGUCGUCCGUUCAGGCUGCGUGAGACGGUCUCCGAGGGGGACUGCACCAACAACAGCGCGAGUGAUGACGACCUCUCUGGCGUGGACUUCGAGGUGGAGGACGAGCCGGACAAGGACGAGGAGAGAGAUGCCGGUGACGCACAGCUACCUGACGUCAGUUACGAGUUCUCGGACUACACAAACGACAGCGCCAGUGAUGACUCCUCCGACUUGGACUUCAAGGUGGAAGACGAGCCGGACGAGGACGAGGAGGACGCCGAGGAGCGAGGUGCCGGUGACGCACAGAUUCUUGACGUCAGCGGAGUCGCGGAAGUGCGCCACCGCCUGGAGGAUCUCCUCAGCCUAGCGACGGCACUGCCGCUGCCCGUGAACGCUCUCGACACGCUCUGGAACCGCCUCGGGGGCUCGGAGCAGCGAGUGGCUGACCUGACUGGACGACAGCACUACAUGGUCAAGGUCGGCAACGGCUACGAGGUGCGGAAGCGCAGACUCGACGAAAACCGCGAGCGCAAGGCGUUUCAGGAUGGCGAGAAGGACGUGGCCAUCGUGUCGGCGGCUGGCUCGAUCGGCAUCUCGCUGCAAGCUGACGGAAACGCCCAGAAUCACCGCAGGAGGGCGGUCAUAUCUUUGGAGUUCCCGUGGGCGGCGGAUGCCGCGGUGCAGCAGUGGGGACGGGCCCAUCGCUCGGGGCAGGUCUCCUGCCCCGAGUUUCACCUCGUGGUCGCGGGAGUCGGCGGCGAGCUGCGGUUCGCCAGUGCGGUGGCGAAGCGCAUCGAGAGCCUCGGCGCCCUUAUGCACGGCGAUCGUCGUGCAGCUGACAGCCAGUCGCUGUCUGACUUCAACUGCGACAUCCCCCACGGCCAGGCCGCUGUCCGGGACAUCCUGUGCGCCGUCGAGGGCGACACGUUCGAGGGCGGUGCUGGGGCUGGGCGCGCCGGCAAGCAGGUGGCCCUGGUGGAGCCCCGCCACUGUUUCGAAGGGUUCCCCGACGCACUGCAGCCUCCCGAACGCGAAAAGCACUUUCUCGCGGAGAUCCGCCACAUGCUGAUCCUGAUGGGCUUCGUGACGCCGCUGGAUCCAACGCAGCAGACGGACGUCUCGGCGCGCGACCGGCCCGCAUUCUUUGGGAAGGUGGUAUUGCAGCAGAACGUCGUCAAGCAGACCGAUCAGAUCAGGGUCUUUCUGAACCGCGUGCUCGCGGUGGACAUCGCGGGCCAGGACAUUCUCACAACUCUGCUAUUCGACCAGCUCCACAUGCGGUCGUGGAUCGACCCGCCCAAGGAUUGCGUCGCACAGGAGCUCCCGCGGGGGUGUGUCCGCCGAACGGAGCCCCCGGUCGAGCUCUGCCGCGACGACCUGAGCGGCGCGACGACGAUGCUCCACCGCGUCGAGGUGGACCGCGGGCUGCCCGCAGAACGCGCGGUGAAGUUCUGCGAGCGGAGCGUCGCGCACGAGUGCGACGUGCGCGUGUGUCUCGCGGAGGGCCAGGCGGCAUCCACGAUAGUGUCAGGCUUCUACCGGCGGAGGGUUUCGCCCGCGUCGUACCACGACAUCCACCUGCAACCGAGCUGGAGGGGUCCAGCGCUGGCGCUGACGCCCCGCUCGCUCGUCGUAGCAGCGUACAAGCCCCACAUGCUCGAGCUCGGUUCAGCGGAGGGCAUCGAGUUCAUGUCCCCGGCCAACUGCAUGGUCAACAGGUGCCAGAUGAAGGACUUUCUCAACAUGUACUCCCUGGUCCAUGACAGCGCCACAGUGAGGCGGGACUGGGACUCCCAGUAUGACGGCGCUCUGAGGAAAACUUCGGAACGCAACCGCAAGGAAGACAUCACCUUCGUAUCCGGAAACCUCCUUCCGAUAUGGAAGGAGAUGAGGAACCUUAACGUCAUCAUGACGAUGACGCGGUUCUCGGUGCCCGACCCUACUCAGGAAGCGGGAGGCAGCGAGGGCAACAGGCUGCUGUCUAUCAUCGGAGUCCAGCUGACGGCGAGUCAAGCCUGGAAGAUAAAGGACCGUGUCGAGAAUCCCGGCGCUGCACCGUGCACGCAGGGCGCGACUGUGGGGGGAAACAAGCGUCCGGCGCGCGCCCCCGAACACGCGUCGAAAGUGCUCGCUGUGGCCGGGCCUCCUGAGAAUCGAGCCGGCGCGGUCACCAACGCUGGCGAGCGGCCCGACCUGUCGUUGGACCCGAUAUCGAUGCUGGUGGACAGCGACAGCGAGCGCUCGCACCAUCACAUGGUGGUCGAGUUCGAGUCGUCGUCGGAAGAGGACGCUGCGGCGGAGCAAGCACAUGCAGCACAGAGCGAUGCGGAGCUCGAUGCGGCUGGGUCUGACCGCGCGACGUCGACGGCGGGUGAGAACAUCACACAGGAUCUCUGGAGGCAGGUGUACGACAACGACGACCGCAUUCAAGCACUCGAGAAGCUCCUGCAGAGCAUCAGCCGGCAGCCUCUCGCCAACGUGCAGCACAGCGCCCGCGGGCCGGCUGCGGGCAGCGAGGCGCGCCCCAUUUCUGGCACGGAGACGCUGACUCAGGCCAGGCUGCAGCUGAAGCAGGUCCGGAAGGCGCAGAGCGAUCUGAAGGCGCAAGCCUUGCGGCGGGGACGGCGCCCGCAAGACGACGGGGCCGGACCGAGCGGCCUCUGA
Messenger RNA from Pedinophyceae sp. YPF-701, 4044 nucleotides. The record is from the annotation of a GenBank genome assembly. NCBI's taxonomy places the organism in Eukaryota, Viridiplantae, Chlorophyta, Pedinophyceae.